GGACCAUGUGACUGUCAGUGGAUAAGUACUCGGCGCGAAAUUGCGAAGGAGUGAUCAUGAUGACGGAGGAGAUAAAGAUCAUCGGAGUGGUGGGUGGCGGCCAAAUGGGCUCCGGAAUAGCCCUACUCGCCGCCGCACGUGGAAUCGACGUUUGGCUCCAUGACACCGAUCCUAACGCCCUCACCCGAAGCAGGAAAUACGUCUCCGGUUUCGUCCAAACCCUCGUUUCCAAAGGUCACCUCUCCCAGGAUGCAGGCAGUGAUGCUCUGGUGCACCUACAUUGUACCUCAAACUUGGAAGACCUUCAUUCUGCUGACGUUAUUAUCGAAGCCAUUGUUGAAUCUGAGGAUGUGAAGAGAAAGUUAUUUUCUGAACUAGAUAAGAUUGCAAAAGCUUCAUGCAUUUUAGCAUCUAAUACAAGUUCUAUCUCCAUUACUCGUUUAGCAUCUGCAACAAACCGGCCACAACAGGUGAUUGGCAUGCAUUUUAUGAACCCUCCUCCUAUAAUGAGACUAGUUGAGAUUGUAAGAGGUGCUGACACAUCAGAUGCUUCGUUCAGUGCUACAAAAUCCUUGGCAGAGAGGUUUGGCAAAACAGUUAUUUGCUCUCAGGAUUAUCCUGGUUUCAUUGUAAACCGAAUAUUGAUGCCAAUGAUAAAUGAAGCGUUUUACACACUCUACACUGGAGUGGCAUCCAAGGAGGACAUCGAUACAGGAAUGAAGCUGGGAACAAAUCAUCCAAUGGGCCCUCUAGAACUUGCUGAUUUCAUUGGACUAGAUGUGUGCUUGUCGAUAAUGAAAAUCCUGCAUGGUGGCCUCGGGGAUGGCAGAUACGCUCCGUGCCCUCUUCUUGUGCAGUAUGUUGAUGCUGGUCGCCUUGGAAGAAAACGAGGCAUUGGUGUGUACAACUAUCAUAAAGCAGUCAAGGAAACUAGUCUAUCAGGUCGACUCUGAAUGAAGCCGUCUUUCGUGGAGUUGGUGAGGGGAUAAAAUUAUGUAUCAGAGGAGGAAUUUGAUAUUCCUCAAGAACUAUGUAUUCAACAAGAAGCAUGAGGGAAGCAACCUCGAGCAAAACUUAAUUUCAAUACCGAACAGAAUAUAUAUUUAAAUGGAAGAACUCUCUGACCUGGGUUCAAGGGUUGUUAUCGCAA
Rhododendron vialii is the source of this 1150-nucleotide messenger RNA. RefSeq lists its product as uncharacterized. Gene Ontology annotation, biological process: fatty acid metabolic process. The record is from RefSeq and is a predicted model, not a curated record. Gene Ontology annotation, molecular function: oxidoreductase activity, acting on the CH-OH group of donors, NAD or NADP as acceptor; NAD+ binding. The transcript has 5 exons. The coding region runs from base 57 to 953 and encodes 298 amino acids. NCBI's taxonomy places the organism in Eukaryota, Viridiplantae, Streptophyta, Magnoliopsida, Ericales, Ericaceae.